Homarus americanus (American lobster) is the source of this 1700-nucleotide messenger RNA. Its product is annotated as caspase Dronc-like. The record is from RefSeq and is a predicted model, not a curated record. Bases 35 to 1018 code for a protein of 327 amino acids. The transcript is spliced from 3 exons. Gene Ontology annotation, molecular function: cysteine-type endopeptidase activity. Gene Ontology annotation, biological process: proteolysis. NCBI's taxonomy places the organism in Eukaryota, Metazoa, Arthropoda, Malacostraca, Decapoda, Nephropidae.
GUUACUGUCAGUACUGAGUGGCAGUUUGAGUACUAUGGAGACCCUGCUGAAGCUGGGUGCUGAUCCUGACUACCAUGCAGGCCAGUUGGUGCGCGGAGCAUUGUCCCGGGAGCUCAACGUAACAACACCCCGACAGCUUGCUCGCAUGUUAAACCGGGAAUAUAUGCUCCACUGGUUUAUUAAUGAGACCACAACUGUGACACAGGAGAAUGAAGCAGCCAUGAGUGAGCCGCCCAUGUUCAUUAACAACCUCUCGGCCACUCUUCGUCUAAGGGUGAAGCCUUCAUCAGUUCAAGCAACAGGACCAGACGUGUACAAGAUGAACACAGACCCGAGAGGAUACGUGUGUAUUCUGAGCUACUGCUCCUUCAAGGACCGACCUGACUUAGACCUCGAGGGCUCACGCUCUGAUGUCAACAACCUGGCAAGCGUCUUCGGGAAAAUGGGAUACACUGGCCACGCCCACUUCUCCUUGACGGCAGCUCAGACCAAACAAGUGUUGACCAAAGUAAGGGACAUGGAGGUACUGGAUCACGUUGGGUGUGCUGUUUUCAUUAUUUCUAGUCACGGCAUUGGAAACGAAAAGUUCCUUACUAAUGACAUGAAGCGUUUAGCCACCGAGUGGGUUUGUGAUCUGUUUAAGGAUUCAGAAUGUCCCCGAUUAAAAAACAAACCCAAGCUGUUUAUCUUCGACUUCUGUCGUAGUCAUUACAAGGAACAACUGUACAGACAAGCCAGCGCAGUCAAGUGUACAAGAGUGAAAGAGCCGCUGCAGGAUAUAAUGUGCAUCUACUCCAACAGUGGAGGCUUCAUGUCUCAUACAUUCAACAAGAAUGGGACACCGUUCACUCGGGCCUUGUGUCGCACCCUGGUGCAGCACGCCCAUAAUAAGGAGCUUGGUGAAUUAUACAGGGAAUUCCUUGUAGAGUACACCAAAAUGGUUCCUGCUACUGAACCACAGCUCCGUAACCUUGGCUUUACUAAGAAGUUCUACUUUAAUCCUGUCACAACGUUUUAGUUGAAAUUGCAAUAUAUUUGAAGCUCUGAAGAAUUUGAUUGUUUAACCAUGUUUGUUGUAGAUUGAUCAGAAAUAUGUUGGAUACUGAUUAAGAUUAUUUUUAAGUCGUGGACAAAUUCUUCUUUCAGUGAAAUACUUUAUCAUCUUUUCGCCACUAUUGGCAUCUGUUUACCUGGUGUUACCUAUGGAGGCAGCUCAAACCCGUUGCCAUGGUGGGCUGUUACGAAUAAGUCUGUUUACUGAAUAGUAAAUCAACUUUAAUCUUAGUAGAUAAUAUUAUGUUGUAUGCUUAACAAGUUUUAAUAUAUUAAGUCAUGCAUUUGUGAAGAAUAAUGCUCGAUAUAGAUUUAUUAUGUUACACACAGACCCUUAUUUCGGUUACGUCACUUGGGAGUAAAAUAACCGCACAUGUAGUCUGUACAGGUGGCAACACACUGCCAACCUGUUUAUAGUGUAAUUGGUGUUUUCAUUCGUUUUAUUAUUUAUAAUGUUUACAAGUUGUAAAGCCAUAGACUUCACGAAGUAAUACAGGAAGGGGAGUGGACUGGGGUGAAGUAAUGGAUAUGGACAAAUCAAGUAUUGUAGUUGUCGAGGAUUGAUAAAAUGUGCUGGAAACAUUUGUUGUUUGGUAACUGAGUGUUUGAACAUUUACUUCACUGUUAAUAUUAAAGAUCUCUCUGUA